CCCACCUCUCUCUCUGCGUUAAAACUCUACGCUCCGGAGACAUCUGCCGCACUCAUCCUUCUAUUCUCUUCAUUCACGAAUACUUUCUCCGUUAUUUCUUCCACAAAUCGACCAGGAUGGUGUCCCAUAAGGAGUUUGUGAAUGCGGGGAAACAGGCCGGGCUGCAGAUCUGGAGGAUUGAGAACCUGGACCUGAAGCCGGUGCCCAAAGGCCUCCACGGGAGCUUCUACACUGGGGACGCCUACCUGCUCCUCCACACGACCUCGCUCCCCUCCUACAGCAUUCACAUGUGGAUCGGUGACGAGUGCUCCCAGGACGAGAGUGGAGCGGCGGCCAUCUUUGCCAUGCAGCUGGAUGACUUCCUGGGGGGCGGGCCGGUGCAGUACAGGGAGGUGCAGAACUAUGAGUCCAGUACCUUCCAGGGCUACUUCAAGACCGGCAUCAAGUACCAGAAAGGGGGCGUGGCAUCGGGCUUCCAGCACGUGGUCACCAACAACGCAGACGUGAAGAGGCUGCUGCACGUUAAGGGUCGCAGGGUCGUCCGGGCAACGGAAGUGGACGUGAACUGGGGAUCUUUCAACAAAGGGGACUGCUUUAUCCUGGACCUGGGGAAGGACAUCUACCAGUGGUGCGGCAGUGAGUGUAACCGCUACGAGAGGCUGAAGGCGUCAGAGCUGGCCAUCGGCAUCCGUGACAACGAGAGGAACGGCCGAGCCAAACUGCACCUGGUGGAGGAGGGGGACGAGCCCGGAGCUUUCACUGAGGUGUUGGGCCCUAAAUCCAGCAUCGCUCCUGCUUCUCCUGACGAUGAGAAAGUGGAUGUGUCCAACAGGAAGAAGGGCGCCCUCUACAUGAUCUCUGAUGCCUCAGGGUCCAUGAAGGUCUCCAUGGUGGCCCCCUCCAGCCCAUUCAAACAGGCCAUGCUCUCUGCGGAGGAGUGCUACAUCCUAGACAACGGAGUGGACAGGAACAUCUUUGUGUGGAAGGGUCCUAAAGCCAACACAUCGGAGCGUAAAGCUGCCAUGUCGGCUGGACAGAAGUUCAUCCGGGACAAGGGCUACUCCAAUAAGACUCAGAUCCAAGUGCUUCCGGCCGGAGCUGAGACCACUCUGUUUAAGCAGUUCUUCAGCGACUGGAAGGACAAAGACGAGACCACGGGCCCCUCCAAAGCCUACGCCAUCGGCCGCAUUGCUAAGAUCAAACAGGAGCCUUUCGACGCCUCCUCCCUCCACUCCAACAAGACCAUGGCUGCUCAGCACGGCAUGGUGGACGACGGCAACGGCAAGGUUCAGAUCUGGCGAGUGGAGGAUGGAGCUAAUGUACCUGUGGACCCAGCCUCUUAUGGGCACUUCUACGGUGGAGACUGUUACCUGAUUCUGUACAGCUACAGACUGGGAGGCCGCGAGCAGCACAUCAUCUACACAUGGCAGGGGCUGAAGUGCACCCAGGACGAGCUGGCUGCCUCAGCCUUCCUCACGGUGAAGCUGGACGACUCUAUGGGAGGAGCUCCGGUUCAGGUGCGUGUGACCCAAGGCCAGGAGCCUCCUCACCUCAUGAGCCUGUUCAGAUCUAAGCUCAUGAUGAUUCACCUUGGAGGGACGUCCCGUAAAGGAGGACAGAGCCAGACAGCCAGCACCCGCCUGUUUCACAUCCGCCAGAGCUCGUCUGGGGCCACGCGCGCGGUCGAGGUGGAGGCGAGUGCGUCCUGUCUGAACACAAACGACGUGUUUGUGCUGAAGAGCCCCUCGGCCUUGAUCGUGUGGAGGGGAGCAGGGGCCAGUGAGCAGGAGAUGGAGGCAGCCAAACACGUGGUGGGCUUUUUAGGAGGCAGCCCCUCCUCUGUGAGCGAGGGCCGCGAGCCAGGUGAAUUCUGGUCAGCUCUGGGAGGGAAGAAGGAGUACCAGACGUCUAAGGCCCUUCGUAACGUGGUCAACCCUCCGCGACUGUUCGCCUGCUCCAACAAAACCGGACGACUCGCUGUUGAAGAAGUUCCAGGAGAUUUCACUCAGUCCGACCUGGCCACAGAUGAUGUCAUGCUGCUGGACACUUGCGAUCAGAUCUUCAUUUGGGUGGGAAAAGACGCCAACGCCGAGGAGAAGAAGGGGGCUCCUAAAAUAGCUAAAGAGUACGUGGACUCCGACCCCUCCGGCCGUAGGGGGACCCCCAUCACCACCAUCAAACAGGGAGCAGAGCCACCCACCUUCACCGGCUGGUUCCAGGCCUGGGAUAGUCACAUGUGGGACACCGACCCUCUGCAGCGUAUCCGGGCUCGCUUCUGAGCACACCCACCCAGUCUCCAGGACAAGCACCUCCUCUCCAAUACAACCAAAUGCCACCUACCACCUACCCACCUACCCCCCACCUACACCACCAGUCAAAAGUUUGGACACACUUUUUCAUUUAUGUUUCUUCAUUUUCAUGACUGUUCACAUUGUAGAUUCUCACUGAAGGCAUCAAAACUAUGAAUGAUACAUUUGGAACAAAGUAAACAAAAAAUAAACUCAAAAUAACUCAACAUUUGUUUUAGAUUUUAUUUAUUUUAAAAUAGCCUUUACCCUUUGGAUUGAUCACAGCUUUGUGCUCUUGGCUCAGCUGUGAAGUGAAAACCAUCUCAGGAGAUUUCAUCAUGAAGUUCACUGAGAGAAGGACAGGGGUUUGCCACUCUGUCAGCAAAGCAAAGGCUGGACACUUGGAUCUAAAUAUAAAAUAUUACAAAUAUUGAGUUAAGUUAUUUAACUUUUUUUCUUUGCUACAUAAUUCCAUACAUCUUUCAUCAUAUAUUUGAUGUCUUUUAUAUGUAUCUAAAAUGCAGAAAGCAGUAAAAAAUAAAGAAAAAAAAGGUGUGUCCAAACCUUGGACUGGUUUUCUCCCCACCCACCCACCUAGUGCCAUGCUGUUUCUCUACCUGCAGUCCCCAAGUGCCAAACCCCAUAUUUCACUGCUACGCUCCAGGCCAAUGGUGCAGUGCGCCAGAUGACAUAUUCUCUUUUUACUUUUUACAAUAGAGCAUAAGCAGUGCUCUGUGGACCGCUGCAUUCAGGUGCUUCAAGACAUCACAGUAUCAUGUAGUACGCCUUGAAACCAUCUUAAAGCAUUAGAUAGAAAUGUAGAGUUUCUUUUUAAAACUUAGUUGUAUUUAGAUGCCAGUCCACCAUGUUGUGUUUUGAUAUUUGUUUUGAUAUAAUGAACCCAGAAACUUAAUGAUAUUUUGUAUGUUUUACCCAUAGACUGUCAGCAGAGAUGGACCGGGCCAAGCUGCCAUUGUAAACUGUUAUGUGCUGAAGGGCUGUAGUCUGAACAAAUCCUUGGUCGAUUAAAGACAUGUCCUGCAGAUCGAUUAGUCAACUACAAAAGGACGUGGCAAAAGCUCUCAAAACCAUUACGUAUCUCUGUUCAUCUGACCCAAACUGCACUCACAAGACUACACCUGCAGGUGGAGUUCAUUCAAAAAACCCCAACAAUUUUUACAAAAACACAGGGUUCACUCCCAAAUCUUCAGAUGACCCACUGACCUAAAUAAAAUAAGACGCCAUCGAAUGAUUAAUCGAAUAAA
Periophthalmus magnuspinnatus is the source of this 3553-nucleotide messenger RNA. It is a transcript of the gene scinlb, whose product is annotated as scinderin like b. Lineage: Eukaryota; Metazoa; Chordata; Actinopteri; Gobiiformes; Gobiidae. Gene Ontology annotation, biological process: actin filament severing; barbed-end actin filament capping; actin polymerization or depolymerization. The transcript is spliced from 17 exons. Gene Ontology annotation, cellular component: actin cytoskeleton; cytoplasm. The record is from RefSeq and is a predicted model, not a curated record. Bases 117 to 2279 code for a protein of 720 amino acids. Gene Ontology annotation, molecular function: actin filament binding; phosphatidylinositol-4,5-bisphosphate binding.